Messenger RNA from Rotaria sp. Silwood2, 267 nucleotides. The record is from the annotation of a GenBank genome assembly. NCBI's taxonomy places the organism in Eukaryota, Metazoa, Rotifera, Eurotatoria, Philodinida, Philodinidae.
AUGCAAUUUCGAAGUGCCCUAGUCAAUGAUGACGAGCUCGAUCAACUAACUCUCACCGCAUUAAUGAACAUCAUUUGGAGUAUUUCGUUUCAUCAUGAUUAUGUCGACGAGCUCAAAUCAAAUGCAAAAUUUCUCAUCACUGUCAAAAGUCUUGCCAACGACGAUGGAGAAGCUUGGAUUGAAAAAUAUGUACCAAAACACAUGUCAUCGGUGAAAAAAGCAGCCGGCCGCAUUCUAUGGAAUCUUGAUGAAAAUAGUACAGGUUAG